This is a messenger RNA of Penaeus indicus, 470 nucleotides long. RefSeq names its product chitinase-like mite allergen Der p 18.0101. Gene Ontology annotation, molecular function: chitin binding. The record is from RefSeq and is a predicted model, not a curated record. Lineage: Eukaryota; Metazoa; Arthropoda; Malacostraca; Decapoda; Penaeidae. The coding region runs from base 93 to 344 and encodes 83 amino acids. The transcript has 3 exons. Gene Ontology annotation, cellular component: extracellular region.
CGUGUGUUUGCGAGCGCUCGUGUAUAUAAGUUUCCCGCGCUUUCCAGCAGACGCACAACUGAAGCAUCUGGUGACUGGAGAAGAUCUACACCAUGUCUCGCCUUCACGUUAUUCUUUUGGCAGUCGUGAUCGCCGGGGUCGUCGGCCAGCACGGGCACGACACCGACCAGCCGGCCACCUUCGACUGCCACAAGAACGGACUUUUCCCCGACUACCAACGCCACUGCCAGGCCUACUACCGCUGCGAGAACGGAGAGCAGACCACAUACGGGUGUCCUGAUGGCCAAAUCUUCACCACCAAGUUCAACAAGUGCAUGUCAACCAGCGUUGCAACGUGUGACUAACCUGGGCUCCAGGAUGAUGACGUCUCUAGUUAAUGACGUCAGACUUAAGGUACUGAAUUCAUUGGUACGUGUCUGAGACAUGUAGCGGGAUGUCAGAGCUGUUGCAAUAAAGUCAUAUCAUGUGUA